CGGAGCGCACGAAGAGCGAACAGCCGGGCUGCAUGGGACCAUGUUGAAUGCGACACCACCGGGAACGGCUGCGGCGGCCAUCACAGUACAGCUACAGCAACAGCACAAUGGGGUCGCUCCCAACCAGCGACGCCCGGCCUUGGGGGUCGUCGUCUCGCUUCGUCCGGCCAGCGUCACCCGUCGCGAUCCCCGUUGCUGGUCCCGUUGCUGGAGGUGGCGAGAGGACGAACCAAUCGUCCGGAUGGGCUUGAAAGUACUUUCGGCUGGGAGGCGCUGCACCAAUCCGCCACGGGCUGAGCCAGAGGGUCAGUCGGCCGGUGGGCAUUCGGCUGGCCGGAAGGUCGCCCGACCGGAGGCAGCAUCCGUCGCAGCAGGCCAGAGAGUCGCCCGCAUGCUCGGCGAUGGAUGCUUGCGGGCCACGCUGCGUGCUGGGAAGCAGACCAGGCUGCUGGUUUGUCGAAGGAUCCGAGUCUCCGACGAUUUGAAAACGAACCACAGCCAGAAACAAGGGAGGCGAUUGCGUCUUGGCGACUGCUCGCCCCACGGCAUGCACAGGGCUGCUACGCUGGGCUGCUGCACUGGGGGGCGCUCGCGGACCAGCUGCAUCCCGACAAAGAGCGACUGCAGCCUCGAUGCCAAGGGCCGAAGCCGACUCGCAGCUUGAAUCGCAGUGCUUGCGAUUGGAUGCUCUACUUAG
Molecule: messenger RNA, 697 nt
Organism: Polychytrium aggregatum
Lineage: Eukaryota; Fungi; Chytridiomycota; Chytridiomycetes; Polychytriales
Exons: 2
Coding region: 41-664 (207 amino acids)
Source: RefSeq, a predicted model, not a curated record